Branchiostoma belcheri (Belcher's lancelet) is the source of this 2754-nucleotide messenger RNA. Its product is annotated as galactosylceramide sulfotransferase-like. NCBI's taxonomy places the organism in Eukaryota, Metazoa, Chordata, Leptocardii, Amphioxiformes, Branchiostomatidae. The record is from RefSeq and is a predicted model, not a curated record. Gene Ontology annotation, biological process: glycolipid biosynthetic process. Gene Ontology annotation, cellular component: membrane. Bases 139 to 1419 code for a protein of 426 amino acids. The transcript is spliced from 7 exons. Gene Ontology annotation, molecular function: galactosylceramide sulfotransferase activity.
UCAACAUUGUUCUACCACAGACUUCUUGUGAGGGACGUCUGGAACGACCCCGUAAGAAUUAGAAAACGUCAAAAAGGGGACAUUUUGAGAGCCAGACGCCAAUCUCCAGAACCGUAUAGGUUGAAUGGGGAGGUCAUCAUGAUCUGCAAGAGGAAGCUAUCAUCGGUGUUUGUGGCAAUUCUUGUCUGUGGGGGAUUCAGCUACUACAUCUCUACAAACAUGCGUACGCCAGAGCACCAGAAAAUACGAAACAGGAUUUCACCUACACAAGAAUCAAGAAGGGAAGUGGCCGGGAGAGCUGGUACUUGUACUCCACGAAGGAAGUUUGUGUUUAUUGCAACGCAUAAAACCGGGACUGUCACCACCUCGAACGUUUUCCAAAGAUACGCAAUCAUCCACAAGUUGCCUGUGCUGAUACCAAAGUCGGGUAACCCUAUCUCUUGGGGCUUGCCUCCUGACGAAGAUGAUUACAUCCACACCCCAGAUGAACAAUAUGGCGCCCUAUGGAACCACAUGCGGUACAAUAAAGAAUGGCUGAGAUCCAAGUUUCCAGCCGACACCGCAUACUUCUCUAUCAUUCGAAAUCCAGCGAACCAUUUAAUCUCCGCCAUGAACUACUACUCCUUACCACAACUUUUAAAACUUAGGGAUGUCAUUAACCCGGUAAAUGAAUUUUCGACGAAUCCUUGGAAGUACAAGAAUCUUUCUGAGGUUUACUUUGGCUUCUGCAAUAUUACUUGGGACCCUACCAGGAACUUUAUUGCCUUUGACUUGGGUUACCCUGCUGAAGGAGCUGAGAACGAGGUACUGGCUCGCCAAUACAUCAGUGAACUAGAAACCGACUUCACUCUUAUCAUGUUGUUGGAAUACCUGGACGAGUCACUCGUUCUCCUUAAAAGACUGAUGUGCUGGGAGCUGAAAGACGUUCUUUACGUUGUUAAGAACAAUCGCACAUAUACGUACAAAAUGUACACCCCCUCUGAAGAACAGAUUUCAAACCUCCGAAAGUGGAAAGCCGUGGAUUACUUAUUGUAUGAAACGUUCAACACAUCUUUGUGGCGAAAAAUUGGAGCACAAGGUCCGGACUUCCAUGAGGAAGUUUUCCACUUUAAGAAGAUGAACAGAGAUGUCAAUACGUACUGCUUAGCCUAUGGGCGAUGGGAAGGGGCACCCAACCUGACAGUAGCAGCUUCAAAGUGGAAUCACCAGUUUGAAGUCGACGCCGUGUUUUGCCGUCUCAUACAGUCUGUGGUGUCACAGCUUAUGGGCCAACUGCGAAGGGGACAAGAGGGUGGACGAACGAUUUUAAGUGAAAAGGUCAACAUAAGGGCUGUUAUGAAGGGAGAACCAACAUUCAAAUAUAAGAUUGAACGCGACAUUUAUCUAGAAAUGGUUAACAAACAUGAAGCUGGUCAAUAGCCCAAACUUAUCGACACCGAUGAAUAAAAAGACUCUUUUUACACGAGCGUUACAUAACAUAAGUAAUAUAUAAUAUUUGAGAAAUAGAUACAGAUAUAUAUAAACUAUCUACGCGGUCGAAAAAAAUACACUGCAGUCUAAAUAAAUAGGAAUGUGAUAACAAUUGUUUUAAAGUAAAAAAACAAAACAACAACAUAGAUGUAAAGGGCGUCUUUUUGUUCAUUGACUUACCAAUCCAAUUAAACUAUUAACCCUAUCUAAACUGGGGUUUAAGGGAUCUUUAGGACUCAGCAUCCCCCCCCCCUAAAAACUAGAGAACGGUAUAUAUUGUAUGGCCACCAAAUUAUCAGAGUAUGGUGUACUAGUAAUAAUAAAUCAUAUCAACAAUUUCGGUAUCGUUAUGACGUAACAUGAAGUCAUUAUGACGUCAUUUAUGUGAUAUAUUGCCUAAAACCGUUUUUCUCGUAAAACAACGGUGUACAGCACAAGUUCAACAAAAAAAUGUUUAUGAUAAAAUAUUUAGGUCUACUUAAUCGUAUUUUGCCAUAGCAACAACAACUAUUCGCCAUCUUGGAUCGUCAAUAUUGAAAUUUCAAAAAUACUUUGUUUCCAAGAUAAAGCGUAAGAUUACAAUGGAAAUAGACUAAAGAGGUUCAAAUUACCCUUUUUUUCCUUGUUGGGAUGAAAUUUUAAGGAAAAAAGCAAAUCGUACCUUCUCUAAUGAUAUGGACCACCAUGUCGGAUUUUGGCCAAUGACGUUAUCACAUUAGCAUAAAGUAUGCAUAUUACUUCAACAAAUUGCAUGAAAUCAUAUGUUAUUAAUAUUUGAAGGCAUGUGUAAAUUAAGAUAAAAGCAUGAAAAUGUCAUUGUUGAAGUCAAAAUUAUUGAUUUUUGCGGAAAAUGCCUGUCAGAAACCGGAUUAAAAAAAUAUUUCACUGCUAUAAAACUGUUGCCAACAAUAUAGUUAAAGUCAUUUAGUUUGGUGGCCCUAGCAAAAGCCGUUAUCUGACAUCAAGGUUGUCGCGGGCACUUUUAGCCCCCCCCCCCAUUCUAGAUAGGGUUAACUGCUAAGCGCUAUCAAUAAGUAAAUCGAUCUAUACAAAACACUGCUGAUUAAGCGAAAAUAUUUAGACUUAAAACUAUAUAUAUUAGGUGUUAAAUAGACUAUAAACUUAAUCAUUUCUUGGUGUCAAGACUACUCUUAAAUUAAAAUUGAUUUCAUAUAUGACGCGUCAAGCAAAAUUACGGUCACUUUACUACAUUCUUUAACGUUCUGUAUAUAGGUACAAUGAUCGAUAUAGACAUAAAUGUAUCUUUAUGUAUCUGAAGAAGGA